AUGAAGGUUAUAUGCGCUGGUAUGAAUAAGACUGUAACUAAAUCAAUCUCCGAAGCUUUACGACAGCUUGGAUUCACGGUCUAUGACUGGGAAGAACAACUGUUCGAUUUUCUGGAUUACUGGGUUGAUGUGUUCCAAAAUGGCGCUAAGCCAGAUGUAAAGGCACUCUACCAGAAUGCAGAUGCGGUGGUGGAUAUACCCGGUAGCCUUUUCUGGGAGGAAAUAUUGGAAACAUUUCCUGACUGUAAAGUGAUUUUGAGCGAACGAGAUGAAGAUUCUUGGAUACAAAGUUGGGUAAACCACCUUGAAAUGAUCCACGCUACUCGCGUGGAAAUCAGGAAAUCAUUUAUAGCGUACAAACUAUCGCAAAGUGUUAGAAAGUUGGGGUACAUUGUCGACUCUUGCAUUAAUGGUUUACUUGGUUCUACGAACCCCAAAUCCACCUGUGUUUUCAGAAAGCGAUAUCGUAUGCACAAUCACCGUGUAAAGUCCAUUGUACCACCCGCGAGGCUACUAAUGUAA
Porites evermanni is the source of this 522-nucleotide messenger RNA. NCBI's taxonomy places the organism in Eukaryota, Metazoa, Cnidaria, Anthozoa, Scleractinia, Poritidae. The record is from the annotation of a GenBank genome assembly.